Molecule: messenger RNA, 3565 nt
Organism: Alligator mississippiensis (American alligator)
Lineage: Eukaryota; Metazoa; Chordata; Crocodylia; Alligatoridae
Product: zinc finger protein 263
Exons: 9
Coding region: 1-2871 (956 amino acids)
Biological process (GO): regulation of transcription by RNA polymerase II
Molecular function (GO): DNA-binding transcription factor activity, RNA polymerase II-specific; RNA polymerase II cis-regulatory region sequence-specific DNA binding
Source: RefSeq, a predicted model, not a curated record
AUGGCUUCAACAUUUCUGGAAAUCGUAUGCCAGAUCCUUCGUGGACAUCGCUCCCUGCGGGAGACACGGGGGGCCGCGGGCCCGAGCCACGACUCCCCGUGUGAGGAGAGGCGGAGGGACAACACGAGCGCAGUUCGCUCCGGGCCGCGGGAAGGGCUUCCAGGGACACCAGGACAGCCGGGCCCCGCCCCGCCCCGCCCCCGAGCGGCUCUCAGCCCCUACUUCCCCGCCGCGGCCAGGGGACCCCACACCCCGCGCCGCGCCCGCCCACGGGCCAGGUGCAUCCGCUUUGCGGUCGCCCCAGGGGCAGCUUCCGCGCCCGCUCUGGUGGAGAACCGCGACUCUAUGGUUUCCCCGCCGCGCCUCCCCUCUGGAAGACCGCGACUCUAUGGUCUCCCAGCGGGGCUCGGGCUGGGCAGCGGCGGGAGGCGGCCCCGGGACCGGACGUGGCGGAGGCGCCUGCAGGAGCGCGGGCAGAGCGAGAGCCCAGGCCCCGGGGGCUGCGGCGAGGCGGCUCCCGAGGGGACGAUGGCGGCUGCGCUGGAGCCGGUGGCAGCCGCGCGCCUCCCCCGCGCCGCCCCGGGGCCCGUGGAGGGGCAGGAGCCGGGGCGGCUCCCGGCAGGAGUCCUUCAGCUGGUGCAGGCUGGCACGGGCGGGGCGUCCCCAGCCUGGCCGGCCCCACGGCCAGUCAAGCUGCAGCUGCAGGAGGAGCCGGUGCAGCGCUGGGAGAUCCAGGGGCAGGAGGUGAAGCAGGCCACGCAGCCCCCUUCUCUGCCCGAGCUGCCCUCGGAGACCCCCCCGCCGGCACCGGGGCACGACCUCCCCGCCCCGCACGCCUGGCGCCAGCGCUUCCGGGGCCUCCGCUACCGGGAAGGCGCGGGGCCGCGGGAGGUAUGCGGCCGGCUGCGGGAGCUGGCCCAGCGCUGGCUGGAGCCCCAGCGCCGCAGCAAGGAGCAGAUGCUGGAGCUGGUGGUGCUGGAGCAGUUCCUGGCCAUCCUGCCCCGGGAGACGCGGAGCUGGGAGUGGGGGCGCGGCGUGGAGACCUGCGCCCAGGCCGUGGCCCUGGCCGAGGGGGUUCAGCUGGGGCAGGAGGAGGACGAGACGCUCCAGGUCACAGUGAGCAUGAAGUUCGAGGAGGCAUCCUCAGACGAGUUGCAGCUCAUGGGGGCGCUGCAGGACCCUGGUGGUUCCCGGCUGGAGGAGCCAAAGGCCUCUGCUACAAACAGGACUUUGGAGGAGACAGGACAGUGGGAAACCCCAGGGCCUCGUGUCCCCAAAGAGGAGGCCCAACCUGAUGAGGAGUCAGAUUCCCCCGAUGCUGAGGAGACCUGGGAGUGGUCAACAGAUGAAAGCUGCUCAGGCUGGUGCCCUGGAGGAGGCCCUUCCCCAGGAGCAGGUGCUGGGACCCUGAUUAAAGCUGAUCAGCAGCCUCCCGAGCAAGGGCCUGUAAACUUGGAGAUGCAGAGGACGUCCUCAGGGAGACUGGGAGAGAGAGGCUCCCGAACAUCAGAGCCAGGCCAAGUGCAGAAGGGGCCAGUCAGUCCUCCAAAGCAUUGGGAGAGCUUGGAGCUCCGGGAGGUGUUCGAGGACGUGGCUCUGCAUUUCACACAGAAGGAGUGGGAGCUGCUGGAAGAUGAAGACAAGGUGCUUUACCAGGACCAGAUGCUGAGGAAUUAUCAAGCCCUUGUUUCCCUAGGAUAUCAAGGUCCCACCCCUGACUUAAUCUGCCGCAUCCAGCGAGGAGAGGUGGAGCUCUGGGUCUGUGAGGACGAGGACCAGGAGAAAAUCUUAAAGUUGGAGGACCUGUCUCCAGAUUCCUGUGACAUGGAAGCCACCUGGGACUUGUCAGCAGAGGAUACCUCCGUGGAUUCAUUCCCUGCACCAGACCUUUCCCUGCAAGCAGGAGGUGCCUGGCUGCUGAGCAGAGCUGAGGAGCAGGUUUCUGAGGAAGUGUGCGCAAAUCUGGAGCCAACACAGACUUCCCCAGGGUGUUUGGGUGAGAUGGACUCCGUGAGACCUGAGAAGGACCCAUGGCACAAGGGUCAGGGGAGGCCCCAAAAGCAGAAAGAGAAUGUAGCAGUGAACCAGUUACUAUCAGCAGUUGGUCGUGAGCUGUAUACACAGAAUGGGGACCAGCCGCACCACUGCACCAAGUGUGGGAAGAGCUUCAGCCAGCCCUCCAACCUGGCCAGGCACUGGUGUGUGCACACAAGGGAGAAGCCACAUCAGUACUCUGAUUGUGGUAAGAGUUUCCCACACUCCUCUGUUCUGGCCAAAAAUCAGCCAAUCCACACUGGGGAGAAGUCACAUCCCUGCCUCUAUUGUGGGAAGAGCUUUAGCCGCCCUUCCUGCCUGACCCGACACCAGCUAAUCCACACAAGGGAGAAGCCACAUCGGUGCUCUUUGUGUGGGAAGAGCUUCACCUGCUCCUCGCACCUGGCUGAGCACCAGCGCCUCCACUUGGGGGAGAAGCCACAUCGGUGCUCUGAGUGUGGAAAGAGUUUCACCCGCCCCUCCCACCUGGCCGAGCACCAGCGUGUCCACACAGGGGAGAAGCCGCAUCGGUGCUCCGAGUGUGGAAAGAGCUUCACCCGCUCGUCCAACCUGGCACGGCACAAGCUUACCCACACAGGGGAGAAGCUACAUCGGUGCUCCGAGUGUGGGAGGACCUUUAUCUGCUACUCCUACCUGGCUGAACACCAGUUAAUCCACAUGAGAGAAGCCACAUCAGUGCUCGGAGUGUGGGAAGAGCUAGACUCAAUCCUCCCCCUGGGUACAGUACCAGUGCAUCCUCACCCUGGAGCAUCCAUAAUUCUGCAGGCAAUGAAUGGAGGGCUUGGGGAUGUCCACCUGCUCAGCACCCACCAGUGACUGCAUUUAGGCAAGCAGCCUCAUGCUGUUGGACUACAGGACGAGUUCACGUAGCCUACGGCCCUUGUAGGAAACAGCAGAACCAAAAGGACCCAGAGACUGGCUCCCAUGAUUUGAUGUGGGGAUGGGAGAGUGGGGGGGGGGGGGGUGCUAAGAGGAAACACCUCAGACGGGCUAACCCAGAUUGUGGGUUAACCAGUGAGGAGACAAUCUUUGCAUUAGCCUUGGAGCCUGUGCAUUCCCCAUCAUUCCCUACAAGCAGCCAGUGCUCCCAGGGGGAGAAGACAUGCCUGCACAAUUAGGUGUCCUUCCGAGAUAACUGGAUCCAAAUGAUACCCAGAGAUUGUUGUUCGCUGCCUCCCAGCUUUGUCCUCCCCCCUGGUCCCAGGGUUCUGGUAUGUGAGGCUCUUGAGUUGCAAGAAGGAAGGCGUUUAUGUCCAGGGAAGCAUUCCCUGCUCUCCAUCCUGACGUUGUCUUUCCUCCUGACCACAUCACUCCUCUCCCAGGCCUGCGCACGCCCAUCCGAGUCUGUAAGGACCUGCUACUGCCACGCCCUGAGCCCAGUUUGGCAGGUUUACUUCUCCGUUCUCCAGAACUGCACCACUGGGUGCCUUCUGCUCCCUCUGCCUUCCUUCCCUCGAGUGCAUUCCCUAUAAUGCAUCCUAUGUUACUAAAGCCCCAGAAGUGAACAUGG